GAUACAAAGAGUGAUGUUGAUUCCGGUUUGGGGAGGAAAUAAAGAAAUCGGCGGGAGGAGGGACUGAUAAGAAGAAACCGGUCGGAAGCGCGACGGAGGGAAUCCGAAGACAAGUCAAAUAGGUCGCCGGGGGAGUGGAGAUUGAAGUAGUCGUAGUCAGAGAGAAAGAGGUAAAGUAGGUAGGUAAAUAGGAAAAGAGCUGCGUCAACCCACGACCUCCGAAGCGAUGGUCGAGCAACAGGACACACAGGCAAUCAUGGAGGGAAAAGGACGAGUAAAAGAAGUGCGUUGCGGUCGCAGAGACAGGGUGAUGCUGACAGGCUGCAGGAUGAUGAAUGAGAAGAAAGGUGUGGGAGGGAGAGGCUGUGUGGUGGGUGUGGUGUCUUCUUUUUUUUUUUUCCACUUGCUUUCCCUUUUUUUUUUUUUACUUCCCUUUUUUUUUCGCCUCUGGGCGUGGAUGGAGGCAAGUAAGUUAAGUUACUUUUUUGGACUGAGCGUGUAUGGGGGAAACGGAGGGGGAGGAUUGGCGGGAUGUGGGUUUGGAGCAUGAAUGGCUGAUACCGUAAGGUAAGGUGUGACAGACCCUCGGAGCUCCGAACGCCCAGACAAACCGGGGGAAGACGAACGCAAACCGUUUCAUU
Aspergillus eucalypticola CBS 122712 is the source of this 641-nucleotide messenger RNA. RefSeq lists its product as uncharacterized. NCBI's taxonomy places the organism in Eukaryota, Fungi, Ascomycota, Eurotiomycetes, Eurotiales, Aspergillaceae. The transcript has a single exon. Bases 227 to 550 code for a protein of 107 amino acids. The record is from RefSeq and is a predicted model, not a curated record.